UUGGAUUGGGCUAACCUCAAUCUAAGCUAUGGUCUAGUCUCAGCCCUUGCCCACAAAAUGACCUUAAUUUAACCCAUAAAAGAGAAACAAAAGAGGAACGUAACGCCAUUUGAUAUGCCUUUUCUUAGCUCUAAAAGGUAAAACCUCUCCAAGGCUCCCCUUUUUCGCGUUAUUAGAGAAGCGGCUUCUUCAAUCUUCUCAACUCAGAAGCAAAAACUAAAGGGUUGUUUUUUUUUUUUUUCUGGGAAACUUUUUAUCUGAACUUUGAAUUAAAGAAAGAUGGGAAAGAAUGAGAAGACAGGACUGGGAAGAGCCCUGGUGAAGCAUCAUAAUUCAAUGAUACAACAAUCCAAAGAGAAAGGGAGUUUUUAUAAGAGCCAGCAUAAGAAGGUGUUGGAAUCUGUGACCGAAGUUAGUGACAUCGAUGCCGUAAUCGAGCAGGCUGACGAAGCUGACCAACUCUUCUCCAUCCAGCACCCCACCCCUAACCUCCUCAUCAAUUUGGACACAAGCUCAAGCACCAGUGGUAUGACACCUGAAGAUAGGAGAGAGCAACAGAAGAAAGAGGAGGCACUGCAUGCUAGUAGUCUCCGAGUUCCACGCAGGCCACCAUGGAAUGCUGCAAUGUCUGUUGAACAGCUAGAUGCCAGUGAGAAACAAGCUUUCUUAGUUUGGCGCCGGAGCUUAGCAAGCCUUGAGGAGAAUGAGAGACUUGUUCUCACUCCAUUUGAGAAGAACUUGGAUAUCUGGAGGCAGCUUUGGCGGGUUCUUGAACGCAGUGAUUUGCUUGUGAUGGUUGUUGAUGCAAGGGACCCUUUGUUUUACCGCUGUCUUGAUCUAGAGGCAUAUGCAAGAGAGAUUGAUGAGCAUAAGAGAACAUUGCUUCUUGUAAACAAGGCAGAUCUUCUGCCAGUUUCUAUCAGGGAAAAAUGGGCAAAAUUUUUUCACUUUCAUAAGAUUCUCUUUGUAUUCUGGUCUGCUAAAGCUGCUUCUGCUGCAUUAGAAGGAAAAAUGCUUACUGAUCAAUGGAAGACACAAAAUAGCAUGCAAAAGAGUGAUGAUCCUGACACAAAAAUAUAUGGGAGGGAUGAGCUCUUGGCCCGUUUACAGUCUGAGGCAGAAGAAAUAGUCAAAAUGAGGAAAUCGGGCUCUAGUGCCCCCAGGUCAUCCAAUAUUCAAUCUCCUACUGGCAAUGCUGAAGGAACUUCAGCACCACCAGAAAAGGUAGUGGUGGGAUUUGUGGGGUAUCCUAAUGUUGGGAAAAGCUCAACUAUAAAUGCUUUGGUUGGCCAGAAACGUACAGGUGUCACCUCCACUCCAGGGAAGACAAAGCAUUUCCAGACACUAAUAAUUUCUGAUGAGCUGACUCUUUGUGAUUGUCCUGGAUUGGUGUUUCCAUCCUUCUCAAGCUCAAGAUAUGAGAUGAUUGCUUCAGGGGUGUUGCCAAUUGACCGGAUGACAGAGCACAGGGAGGCUGUGCAAGUUGUUGCUAAUAGAGUCCAAAGGCACAUUAUUGAGGAUGUAUACAAAAUUAAUUUACCAAAACCCAAGCCAUACGAAUCACAGUCUCGGCCUCCUCAAGCCUCUGAAUUUUUGAGAGCUUAUUGUGCUUCGCGUGGGUAUGUUGCCUCUAGUGGAUUACCUGAUGAAACUAGGGCAGCCCGCCAAAUCUUGAAGGAUUACAUUGACGGAAAGCUGCCUCACUAUGAAAUACCACCUGUUAUGUCUGAUGGAUUUGGUGAGGAAGAUGAUGGGAAAUCAAGCUUGUCUGAUGUUAAGAAUUCAGAUGCAUCUGAUGUUGAAGAUUCAAUGGAAGAUGUAAGUGAAGCUACACCUGUGUCGGAGCAUGUACUGGAUGAUCUUAGCUCCUUUGACCUGGCCAAUGGACUUUCAUCCAAGAAGGCAACAGUUAAGAAGUCAAAUGCAUCCCAUAAGCACCACAAAAAGCCCCAGAGGAAGAAGGAUCGAUCAUGGAGAGUUGGGCAUAAUGAUGAUGAUGGAAUGCCAGUAGUCCGAGUCUUCCAAAAGCCAGCGAAUUCAGGUCCUUUUAAGGGUUAAUAAAGCAUCCACAGAUGAUGACAUAAGGAAGAGAGAUAACCAUAUACAUACAGCUUAGGCAUGCGUAUGGUUGAAAUGCAGUUUUGUUGAUUUAAAAAUACACAUCCCCCUCUUAUGGGGCCUAAACAGAAAGUAGAUACAUUGGUUGGUGUAUAUCUUAUUGUUGCACUCUUUUGUUUUUUUUCUUAUCCAUCUUGAAUAUCAGAAUAUUUUGAUGGAAAGCAAGCCUUUGUUCAACGUUUAGCUGCUGCUUCACAAGACAUUCGGAAUUGAUUCUGACUAAAAGUUCAAGGUUCAAAGCUCCUAUUGAAGCCUUGAACUUUACUUUUACUAAAAAAGGCAAUCAAAUUAUUCUAAUUCUGACUUGAUCAAACUUGAUUAUGGAGCAUUGAGAUAG
This is a messenger RNA of Durio zibethinus, 2455 nucleotides long. RefSeq names its product GTPase LSG1-2-like. Gene Ontology annotation, cellular component: cytosol. The record is from RefSeq and is a predicted model, not a curated record. Gene Ontology annotation, molecular function: GTP binding; GTPase activity. NCBI's taxonomy places the organism in Eukaryota, Viridiplantae, Streptophyta, Magnoliopsida, Malvales, Malvaceae.